AUGAGGCUUCCUCUGCUUUGUGCCUCUGUGAUGCUGCUGAGUCUGUCCCAGUGCCAAGCUGUCAGCUUCCCUGAGGAUGAGGACCCUAUUAACGUUGUUGAUUACCACUAUUCAAGGCAAUAUCCAGUAUUUAGAGGACGCCCUUCAGGCAAUGAAUCUCAGCACAGACUGGACUUCCAACUGAUGUUGAAAAUUCGAGACACACUUUAUAUUGCUGGCAGGGACCAAGUUUACACUGUAAACUUAAAUGAAGUUCCAAAAUUGGAAGUUACUCCAAGCAAGAAAUUGACAUGGAGGUCAAGGCAGCAAGACAGAGAGAACUGUGCUAUGAAAGGCAAACAUAAAGAUGAAUGCCAUAACUUCAUUAAAGUCUUUGUUCCAAGAAAUGAUGAGAUGGUGUUUGUCUGCGGAACAAACGCAUUUAACCCUAUGUGCAGAUACUACCGGCUGAAUACUUUAGAGUAUGAUGGGGAGGAAAUUAGUGGUUUGGCCAGAUGCCCAUUUGAUGCCAGACAAACCAAUGUCGCCCUCUUUGCUGAUGGAAAAUUGUAUUCAGCAACAGUAGCAGAUUUCCUGGCAAGUGAUGCUGUUAUUUAUCGCAGCAUGGGGGAUGGAUCUGCCUUAAGAACAAUAAAGUAUGAUUCCAAAUGGAUAAAAGAACCACACUUCCUCCAUGCCAUAGAGUACGGGAACUACGUUUAUUUCUUCUUCCGAGAAAUUGCUGUAGAGCACAAUAAUUUAGGCAAGGCUGUGUAUUCCCGUGUGGCACGCAUAUGCAAAAAUGACAUGGGGGGGUCCCAACGAGUCCUGGAGAAACAUUGGACAUCCUUUCUGAAAGCUCGGCUCAACUGCUCGGUUCCCGGGGACUCCUUCUUCUACUUUGAUGUUCUGCAGUCUAUCACAGACAUACUAGAAAUCAAUGGAGUCCCCACAGUUGUUGGUGUAUUCACCACACAGCUUAACAGCAUCCCUGGUUCAGCAGUGUGUGCUUUCAGCAUGGAUGACAUUGAGAAAGUCUUCAAAGGGAGAUUUAAAGAACAAAAGACUCCUGACUCUGUUUGGACAGCUGUACCUGAAGACAAAGUACCAAAGCCAAGACCUGGCUGCUGUGCAAAACAUGGCCUAGCAGAAGCAUACAAAACCUCCAUUGAUUUCCCAGACGAAACACUCUCCUUCAUCAAAUCUCAUCCUUUGAUGGAUUCAGCUGUUCCCUCAGUCACUGAGGAGCCCUGGUUCACUAAAACACGUGUCAGAUACAGAUUGACAGCAAUUGCUGUAGACCAUGCUGCUGGACCCUACCAGAACUACACAGUCAUAUUUGUUGGUUCUGAAGCGGGAGUAGUACUUAAAAUCUUGGCAAAGACCAGGCCCUUUUCUUUGAAUGACAGCGUGUUACUGGAAGAGAUUGAAGCAUAUAAUCAUGCAAAGUGUAAUGCUGAGAGCGAGGAGGACAGAAGAGUCAUUUCCCUUCAGCUAGAUAGAGACCACCAUGCUCUGUUUGUGGCAUUCUCCAGCUGUGUCAUCAGAAUUCCUCUGAGUCGGUGUGAGCGCCAUGGGUCAUGCAAAAAGGCAUGUAUUGCUUCACGGGACCCAUACUGUGGCUGGUUAGACCAUGAGACAUGUGGAAGAGUGACACCAGGCAUGUUGUUCUCUCUGUUUGUUUCAUACAACCACAGCACCGGAGGAUAUGUGCAAGACGUGGAAUAUGGCAACACAGCACAGCUUGGGGACUGCCACGAAAUUUUGCCUACUACAGCUACACCAGAUUACAAAAUAUUUGGCGACCCAACAUCUGACAUGGAGUUCUCCUCAGCUUCCAUUACCACAAUGGCAAGUAUCCCAGUUAUAACACCUAAAGUGAUUGGUUCCUGGAAACCUAAAGUGACUGGCUCUCGGAAAUUUGUAGUUCAAGAUGACCCAAACACUUCUGAUUAUUCUGAUCCAUUAUCAGGUGUCCCAAAGGGUGUGAGGUGGGAAGUGCAAUCAGGAGAGUCCAACCAAAUGGUGCAUAUGAAUGUCCUAAUCACUUGUGUCUUUGCCGCCUUUGUGCUGGGAGCCUUUAUCGCGGGCGUGGCCGUGUACUGUUACCGGGAUAUGUUUGUGCGCAAGUCCAGAAAGAUCCACAAAGACGCGGAGUCGGCGCAGUCCUGCACAGACUCCAGCGGCAGCUUCGCGAAGCUCAACGGGCUGUUCGACAGCCCCGUCAAGGAGUAUCAGCAAAACAUUGACUCGCCCAAGCUUUACACAAACCUCUUGACUAGCCGAAAGGAGCUGCCACCAAACGGCGAUACUAAGUCCAUGAUGAUGGACCACAAGGGCCAGCCUCCGGAAUUAGCUGCACUGCCAACUCCUGAAUCCACACCGGUUCUUCAACAAAAGACUCUGCAGGCUAUGAAGAGUCAGUCGGACAAAGCGCACGCUAACCUCAAUGCUUCACGGAAGGAAACCCCGCUAAAAAGCCCUCAGUUUUUCCCUUCCAGUCCUCCACCCCACUCUCCUCUAAGUCAUGGACAUAUUCCUAGUGCCAUCGUCCUUCCCAACGCUACCCACGAUUACAACACUUCUUUCUCGAAUUCUAAUGCGCACAAAGCAGACAAAAAGAUGCAACAUAUUGAUCAUCCACUUACAAAACCGUCCAGCAAAAGAGACCACAGGAGAUCUGUUGACUCCAGGAACACUCUGAAUGAUUUUCUGAAACACUUAAAUGAAACUACUAGUAAUCCCAAAGCAAUUAUGGGAGAUAUUCAAGUGACCCACCAGACUUUAAUGCUGGAUGCAAUGGGAAAUAUGUCUGAGAUCCCACCUAAGGUUCCCAACAGGGAGGCGUCUUUAUACUCUCCUCCAUCAACUCUUCCAAGAAACAGUCCCACAAAACGAGUGGAUGUUCCCACCACUCCUGCAGUACCAAUGACCUCUUUGGAAAGGCAGAGAGGUUAUCACAAAAAUUCUUCACAAAGGCAUUCAAUAUCUGCCCUUCCUAAAAACUUAAACUCACCAAAUGGUGUUUUGCUAUCCAGACAGCCUAGUAUUAAUCGUGGGGGCUACAUGCCUCCCACGACAGGCACAAAGAUGGACUACAUGCAAGGGACGCCUGUCAGCGUUCACCUCCAGCCUUCCUUGUCCAGGCAAAGCAGUUACACGAGCAACGGCACCCUUCCUCGUACAGGAAUAAAGAGGACAUCCUCCUUAAAACCUGACGUCCCACCAAAACCCUCAUUCGUUCCUCAGACAACUUCAGUCAGACCACUGAACAAAUACAGCUACUAG
Messenger RNA from Indicator indicator, 3267 nucleotides. RefSeq names its product semaphorin 6D (gene SEMA6D). Gene Ontology annotation, molecular function: chemorepellent activity; semaphorin receptor binding. The transcript is spliced from 18 exons. NCBI's taxonomy places the organism in Eukaryota, Metazoa, Chordata, Aves, Piciformes, Indicatoridae. The record is from RefSeq and is a predicted model, not a curated record. The coding region runs from base 1 to 3267 and encodes 1088 amino acids. Gene Ontology annotation, biological process: positive regulation of cell migration; neural crest cell migration; negative chemotaxis.